Messenger RNA from Prunus armeniaca (apricot), 1104 nucleotides. Lineage: Eukaryota; Viridiplantae; Streptophyta; Magnoliopsida; Rosales; Rosaceae. The record is from the annotation of a GenBank genome assembly.
AUGGCGGAGGUGAUCACUGUCAUGGACAUCGACGACGAUAACAACCCAUCUCCAAAACCCAACAACAACAAGGGCAAAAACGUCGUUGUCGCCGCCGCCCCUUCCCAGGGCAAAGCGACGCCGUGGGUCGAGAAGUACCGUCCUCAGUCACUCGCAGAUGUCGCCGCUCACCGCGACAUUGUCGACACCAUUGAUAGGCUCACUAGUGAGAACAGAUUGCCACACCUCUUGUUGUACGGCCCUCCUGGCACUGGCAAAACUUCAACCAUUCUUGCUGUGGCACGCAAGCUCUAUGGAGCACAAUACCACAAUAUGAUUCUGGAGUUGAAUGCAUCGGAUGAUAGGGGUAUUGAUGUUGUGCGACAACAGAUCCAAGAUUUUGCUAGCACACAGAGUUUCUCAUUUGGGGGUGACAGUGCAAAGUCAUCUGUAAAAUUGGUCUUGCUGGAUGAGGCAGACGCUAUGACAAAGGAUGCUCAAUUUGCUUUACGAAGAGUGAUUGAGAAAUACACAAGGAACACUAGGUUUUCACUAAUCUGUAAUCAUGUCAACAAGAUUAUUCCAGCAUUGCAAUCAAGAUGUACUCGUUUUCGAUUUGCUCCACUGGAGGAGUUUCAUGUCUCAGAGAGACUCAAACAUGUUAUAGAAACUGAAAGGCUUGAUGUGUCUGAGAGUGGCUUGGCGGCAGUUGUGCGGCUUAGCAAUGGUGACAUGAGAAAGGCUCUGAACAUUUUGCAGUCAACUCAUAUGGCUUCACAGCAGCAGAUAACAGAAGAAGCAGUAUAUCUUUGCACAGGAAAUCCAUUGCCCAAAGACAUUGAGCAAAUAUCCUACUGGCUUCUGAAUGAAUCAUUUGCUGAGAGUUUCAAACGAAUAUCCGAUAUGAAAACAACUAAAGGGUUGGCUUUGAUAGAUAUUGUAAGAGAAGUGACCAUGUUCGUUUUUAAGAUUAAGAUGCCACCAGAUGUUCGAGUUCAGUUGAUUAAUGAUUUAGCUGACAUAGAGUACAGGUUGACCUUUGGGUGCAAUGAUCGGUUGCAACUUGGAUCAUUGGUAGCUUCUUUUACGACAGCUCGAUCUGCACUUGUUUCUGCUGUGAAGUAG